AUGACAUCCGUUACCGAAGAGACGACGGCCCCGGUCCUGGCUGCUGCUGCUGCUGCUGCCGCGGGCCUCACCCAGAAGAGGGUGCCCAUCCCGCCGCGGGGCGUCGACUAUCGUGGCAAAAUCGUUCUGGCUCCCAUGGUCCGCUCUGGAGAGCUUCCCUCGCGCUUGCUGGCUCUUCAUUAUGGUGCCGAUCUCGUAUGGGGCCCCGAGACCAUUGACCGUGCCAUGAUCGGAACCACCCGCCGUGUCAACCCCCGCAACCACUGCAUCGAAUGGACUCGGGUCCCUACCAACAAUGUCAAAAAGGAACUGUUCGACGAGUCCGUCAUCUACCGCAUCGACCCCGUCCGCGAAGCCGGCCGACACAUUUUCCAAAUCGGCACCUCCGACCCAGCCAGAGCCGUCGAGUGCGCCAAGCUUGUCGCCGCUGAUGUCUCUGGAAUCGACGUCAACGCCGGCUGCCCCAAACCCUUCAGCACACACGCCGGUAUGGGGGCUGCGCUGCUUCGAACGCCCGAGAAGCUGGUUUCGAUUCUCGAAGCCCUCGUCGCCGAGAUCAAGCCGGCCUUCGACAUCGGCAUCAGCGUCAAAAUCCGCCUGCUCGAGACCACCGCCGAAACCGAAGCGCUCGUCCGCCGGCUUUGCGCCACGGGCAUCACCGGUCUGACGAUCCACUGUCGCACCACGCCCAUGCGCCCACGCGAGCGCGCCAUCCGCGGCCAGCUGCGUAUGAUUGCGGAUGUAUGCCACGAGUUUGGAGUAGCUUGCUUGGUGAACGGUGACGUCGAAGGGCGGGACCACGCGCUCGAGCUGAUGGCCGAGUACGGCACCGACGGCGCCAUGAUCGCGACCUGCGCCGAGAAGAACGGCUCUUGCUUCCGCGCCAAGGCGGACGGCGGACUGGCGACGUGGGAAGAGGCCGUGGCCAAGUACGUCCGGUUUGCGAUGGAGGUCGAGAACAAGUUUCACAACACCAAGUUCAUGUUGACGCAGAUGGUGCCCGGCAAGAGCCCCAAGUACAGGGAGCUGACGCCUUGCAAGAGUUAUGGCAAGAUUAUCGAGGUAUUGGGGUUGACGGGCGAUGAGGAGCUCGUGGAGAUGGCGAGGAGGACGGAUGAGCUCAUGAAGCUUGUUACUCUCGAUGGAAGCAGCAGCAGCAGCAGUGGUAAUGAUAAGUCCAAGGUGGAGGCGGCAGGUGAUGAUAAAAAGAAGCAUGACCUGACGAAUAAUGUGGCUCAGCAGGAGAACCUGAAGAGGAAGAGGGAGGAUGGUGACGAGGAAACCGAGAAGCAGCAGCCCCCUCCCUCGAUGAGAAUCAACGUUUCCGAGGCCGGUGAAGCCGCCACAACUGCCGCCGCUACCUCCGUCGCCGAGCAGCAGUCCUCGCAGCCCGUCGCCGCUGCCGUCGCCGCUUUAUAG
This is a messenger RNA of Neurospora tetrasperma FGSC 2508, 1419 nucleotides long. RefSeq lists its product as uncharacterized. Lineage: Eukaryota; Fungi; Ascomycota; Sordariomycetes; Sordariales; Sordariaceae. The transcript is spliced from 2 exons. Gene Ontology annotation, cellular component: cytoplasm. Gene Ontology annotation, biological process: tRNA dihydrouridine synthesis. Gene Ontology annotation, molecular function: flavin adenine dinucleotide binding; tRNA dihydrouridine synthase activity. The coding region runs from base 1 to 1419 and encodes 472 amino acids. The record is from RefSeq and is a predicted model, not a curated record.